Messenger RNA from Diabrotica virgifera virgifera (western corn rootworm), 713 nucleotides. Its product is annotated as probable H/ACA ribonucleoprotein complex subunit 1-like protein. The transcript has 2 exons. Gene Ontology annotation, molecular function: odorant binding. NCBI's taxonomy places the organism in Eukaryota, Metazoa, Arthropoda, Insecta, Coleoptera, Chrysomelidae. The record is from RefSeq and is a predicted model, not a curated record. Bases 57 to 623 code for a protein of 188 amino acids.
CGAGAUUUGUUUGGUAUAAUCACUGUUUAAGUUUUCUGUGCUUGUACAACAUCAAUAUGAAGGUUCUCAUUAUCUUAUUCGUGGUUAUUGCUGCCGCUAUGGCUAGUUACGGACCUGGUGGUCACGGAGGCGGUGGUUACGGAGGCGGUGGUUACGGAGGUGAUGAAGACGGUGAUUACGGAGGUCACGAAGGCGGUGGUUACGGAGGUCACAGAGGCACACACGGAGGUGGUGGUCACAAUAGAGGUCGUAUACAUGUCUACCAAAAUUUCAUCCUUCCACAAGAAGAAAAAGAUAUCCUCCAUAAUUAUCAUCUUCAGUGUCAAAGACAAAGUAAAUGCGGUAUGGAAUACAUCAGAAGCCCCCACCAAUACGAAGACUACGAGCCUUUGGGAAAAUACAUGUUGUGUGUUUGUCAGAAAUAUGGAUUCAUGUACCCUAAUGGACGUUUCAACUAUGACAUGCUAAGUCGCAAACUUGGAUUGGUCUGUACUGACGAAGAUCCUGAGGUUUACAUUGAUGGUUGUGCUGUUCCUUCCGCUAACCCCUAUUCCACUGCUGUCAAAUUGAUAAACUGUUUGGACGACUACGGAUUCCACUACCUUGACCAAUGUGUCUACUAAGUUUUUUAUAUUCUAUUGUUUUGGAUUUCAUGAAAUAAAAUUAUAUAUAAUGUUGGUGAACGCAGUAUAAAUAAAAAAUAUGAAAAAUAA